This is a messenger RNA of Saccostrea echinata, 1068 nucleotides long. RefSeq names its product glutamic acid-rich protein-like. NCBI's taxonomy places the organism in Eukaryota, Metazoa, Mollusca, Bivalvia, Ostreida, Ostreidae. The coding region runs from base 1 to 1068 and encodes 355 amino acids. The transcript is spliced from 2 exons. The record is from RefSeq and is a predicted model, not a curated record.
AUGGAAGAGAAGUCAGGCACAGAAAGGAUGAUAGACAGAUCAGAAGAAGAGAAGGUAGAAGGGAAGUCUGAUACAGAAGAAAUUAUAAACUCAUCAGAGGUUAACAAGGUGGAGGAGAGGUCAGAUACAGAAGAGAAAAUAAACACAUCAGAGAAAGACAAGGAGAAAGAGAAGCCGGAUACAGAAGAAAUGAUAGAUACACCAGAGGAGGACAAAAUGAAAGAGAAGUCAGGUACAGAAGGGAAGAUAGACACAUCAGAGAAAGGCAAGGAGGAAGAGAAUUCACAUUCAGAAGAAAUGAUAGAUACACCAGAGGAAGACAAAAUGGAAGAGAAGUCAGGUAAUAUUAAGAAGAUAGACACAUCAGGGAAAGACAAGGAGGAAGAAAAGCUGGAUACGGAAGAAAUGAUAGAUACACCAGAGGAAGACAAAAUGGAAGAGAAGUCAGGUACAGAAGGGAAGAUAGACACAUCAGAGAAAGGCAAGGAGGAAGGAAAAUCAGACAUAAAUAAGAAGAAAGAAAUUCCAGAAGCAGAGAAAGAGAAGAAAAAAUCAGAUGUAUUAAAGAGGAUAGAGCAAUCAGAGGAAGACGGAAAUGAAAAGGCAUACAUGGGAAAUAAAAUAGAGACAUCAGAUGCUGAAAAACAGGUGAAAAAAGAAGAUGUAGAGAAUAAGAUUGAUACUUCAAAUGAAGAAAAAGAGGAAAAGUCGGCCAUUGAAAAUGAGAUACAGAUUUCAAAGGAAGAAAACCAGGAGGAAAAAUUAAACAAAGAGAUAGGGAAAGAGGAAAAUUUAGAGACACGAAAAGAGGAUGCAGAAACAGAGACAAAGAAGGAGGAAAAAUUGCAAACAAUCAAGGAAGAAAGAAUGAAAGCAGGAAAAAAGGUGAUAAAUCUAGAUAUGGAGGUUGACAUCAAGUACACCCAGGAAAGACAACCUUUCUGGUACAGCUUCCUCUGUGGAACAUGUUUAUCUAAGAAGGAAAAGCAGAAGAAAAGGAAAGAAAUAAAGAACAGAACAGAGAGAAUGGGAUUUUUGGAGAGGCUGAGAAAGCUUUUUAAGAAUUAA